Molecule: messenger RNA, 2145 nt
Organism: Oryctolagus cuniculus (rabbit)
Lineage: Eukaryota; Metazoa; Chordata; Mammalia; Lagomorpha; Leporidae
Gene: NFKBIZ
Product: NFKB inhibitor zeta
Biological process (GO): regulation of gene expression
Cellular component (GO): nucleus
Molecular function (GO): DNA binding; POU domain binding
Source: RefSeq, marked provisional
AUGAUCGUGGACAAGCUGCUGGACGACAGCCGUGGCGGAGAGGGGCUGCUGGACGCGGCCGGCGACUGCGGCCUCAUGACAAGCCCGCUCAACCUGGCCUACUUCUACGGCGCCUCGCCGCCGGCCGCCGCUCCUGGCGCCGGCGACGCGGGCUGCACAUCGUCCGGGCCCUCGGCGCCCGGGUCGCCCGGCUCUGACUCCUCCGACUUCUCCUCUGCGUCCUCCUGCGGGGCUGUCGAGUCCCGGUCGAGAGGCGGCGCCCGCACCGAGCGCCUGCAAGUUGAGCCCCAUAUGGGGGUUGGCAGGCAGCAGAGAGGACCCUUUCAAGGUGUUCGUGUGAAGAACUCCGUGAAAGAACUCCUGCUGCACAUCCGAAGUCAUAAGCAGAAGGCUUCUGGCCAAGCUGCGGAUGAUUUUAAGACACAAAGUGUGAAUAUAGAGCAGUUCACAGAAUUGAAGAACACAGUAUCAUAUACUGGGAAAAGGAAAGGGCCUGAUUUGUUUUCUGAUGGACCAGCUUGCAAAAGGCCAGCUCUGUUGCAUACCCAAUUUUUGACACCACCUCAAACACCAACGCCGGCAGAGAGCAUGGAAGAUGUUCAUCACAAUGAAUCCAAACAGGACAGCUGUGCCGACCUGCUGCAGAACAUUAUGAACAUUAAGAAUGAAUGCAGCCCAGUUUCCUUGAACACAGUCCAAGUUAGCUGGAUGAACCCUGUGGUGGUCCCUCAGAGCUCUCCACAAGAGCCGUGUCGGGACUUUCAUGGAGGGCAGAUCUUCUCCCCACCUCAGAAAUACCAACCAUUCCAAGUCAGUGGCUCCUCCCAAGUGAUGGACCAGGCUUCUAUGUAUCAGUAUUCUCCGCAGAACCAGAAUACAGAACAGCCGCCCCCGCAACAUUACACCCAUAACCCGACUCUGGAAUACAGUCCUUAUUCCAGGACUUCCCAGUCCCCCAGCUGUGAAGCAAGCCUCUUUGAUAGUCAGGCACCACAGUUCUGCCCAAACACCACUUUUACAACCCUCCUAAGUGGUCAUGGGGAAUCUGAGAAUAUUACUGUUCCCAUUCAGACUUCCCCCAGUGUCCAGCAGCAAAAUGAUACUCACUUGCAGAACUUCAGUCUGAUGCCAAACAGUGCUUGUCAGGCCAUGGCGGGGCAUGAUGCAGGCGCUACUGCUUUAAGCUCAAUCCAGGACAUCAGCAGUCCAAUGAGCACCACGCAGUUAGGGAAGUCAUUUUUUCAGUGGCAAGUAGAGCAGGAAGAAAGCAAAUUGGCAAAUAUCUCCCAAGACCAGUUUCUUUCAAAGGAUGCAGAUGGUGACACGUUCCUGCAUAUUGCUGUUGCCCAGGGGAGAAGGGCACUUUCCUAUGUUCUCGCAAGAAAGAUGAAUGCCCUUCACAUGCUGGAUAUUAAAGAGCACAAUGGGCAGAGUGCCUUUCAGGUCGCAGUGGCUGCCAAUCAGCAUCUCAUUGUUCAGGACCUGGUGAACCUUGGGGCCCAGGUGAACACCACAGACUGCUGGGGAAGGACACCUCUGCAUGUCUGUGCUGAGAAGGGGCACCCCCAGGUGCUUCAGGCAAUUCAGAAGGGAGCUGUGAGGAGCAAUCAGUUUGUGGAUCUUGAGGCAACUAAUUAUGAUGGCCUGACUCCCCUUCAUUGUGCGGUCAUGGCCCACAAUGCUGUGGUGCAUGAACUGCAGAGAAAUCAGCAGCCUCAUUCACCUGAAGCCCAGGAGCUUUUACUGAAGAAUAAGAGUCUUGUUGACACCAUUAAGUGCCUGAUUCAAAUGGGUGCGGCAGUGGAAGCAAAGGACCGUAAAAGUGGCCGUACAGCCCUGCAUUUUGCAGCUGAAGAAGCAAAUCUGGAACUCAUUCGCCUCUUUUUGGAGCUGCCUAGUUGCCUGUCUUUUGUGAAUGCAAAGGCUUACAAUGGAAACACUGCCCUCCAUGUUGCUGCCAGCCUGCAGUAUCGGGUGACACAGUUGGAUGCGGUCCGCCUGUUGAUGAGGAAGGGAGCAGACCCAAGUACACGGAACUUGGAGAAUGAACAGCCAGUGCAUUUGGUUCCUGAUGGCCCUGUGGGAGAGCAGAUCCGACGUAUCCUGAAGGGAAAAUCCAUUCAGCAGAGAGCUCCACCGUAUUAG